Molecule: messenger RNA, 5016 nt
Organism: Hibiscus syriacus
Lineage: Eukaryota; Viridiplantae; Streptophyta; Magnoliopsida; Malvales; Malvaceae
Exons: 3
Biological process (GO): DNA integration
Molecular function (GO): nucleic acid binding; RNA-DNA hybrid ribonuclease activity
Source: RefSeq, a predicted model, not a curated record
AUGCAUUGGGUAUGGGGGCAAAUAGUCAAAGUAGGCUGGUUGACCUUUAAUGCUAACAAGAAUAAGUAUGCUUGCCCCUAUCACCGUUGCGAGGAUCAUGCCAUUCAAAACUGUGACGAGUUCAAGGCCUUGGUUCAAAGGUUGAUGGAUAAUAAAGACAUGGAAUUUUACCAUGAGGCUACGAAAGAGAAAGAGAUUGAGAUUUGCACUUCUGAAGACACAUCCAAAGGAGUUUACAAUACUAACUACCCUUUAGUCAUCACACCAAAAGCUCGGACUAUAGAAAGGUUAAUCCCAAAAGUGAUGAUCACGCCUCCAUCGUCAUUUCUUUAUAAAGACAACAAACAGGUCCCUUGGAGGUAUGGAUGCCAAAUAGAGAAUGUUGAGAGUUCAGAAGAUGCUAAGAAAGAGGUGGAUGAGGUAGGCCACUUCACCAGAAGUGGGAGAUGUUAUUCUCCUAACCAAAUCAGUGAACCUGAGAAAAGAGCGGCCCCUGAUAAAGGAAAAAGGGUCGAGAUAAUGAUGAAAGAUAAUGAGUCAACAAUCAAUGAGCCGGUAACAGAGAACGAGGCUGUAGAGUUUUUAAAAUUUUUGAAGCAUAGUGAGUACAGCAUCGUCGAGCAAUUACACAAGUUGCCAGCUCGUAUCUCGAUCCUGUCUCUACUAUUAAGCUCUGAGGCACAUCGAAAUGCAUUACUGAAAGUUUUGAAUCAGACUUUCGUACCGAAAGAUGUGCCAGUGGAAAAGAUAGAUCGGCUGGUUUCAAAUAUUCAGGCGGAUAAUUUCAUCUUUUUCUCUGAUGACGAGAUCCCAUCCGGAAUGAUGGGCAAUCCUAAAGCCCUGCAUAUUACCAUCAGGUGCAAGGGACAUGUGUUAUCACGAGUACUAAUCGACAAUGGCUCUUCCCUGAAUGUGAUGCCAUUAGUGACAUUGAAAAAACUGCCGGUUGAUAGAAGGCCUUGGAUCCAUCAAGCAGGAGUUGUGCCAUCCACUUUGCAUCAGAAACUCAAAUUCGUAAUUGAGGGGAGACUGGUAUGCCUUAAUGCUGAGGAAGAUAUCAUUGCUUCCAUAUCUACUACCGCUCCAUAUGUCGAAAUAGAUGAAGAUGCGGUCGAGUGCUCUUUCAGAGCCUUGGAAUUCAUUAAUGCCACCUUUGUUGCCGAAAGAAAGAAAAUUCUGAAGCCUAGGCUAUCCAAUUGUACCAAAAUGGAACUGAAAAUGACUAUGGGAAGAGGAGCCAAGGUUGGAAGUGGGUUGGGAAGCCGCCUACAGGGAAAUAUUAGUCCAGUUUUUCCUGGUAUUAAGCGAGAUCGUUUUGGUUUGGGAUAUCGCCCGACCUUAAAGGAAAAGUUGAAAAAUGUUCAAAAGAGCCAGGAAAGGAGGAAAGCCAGGUUAGUCGGGGAAGAUAUUAAGUGGGAACCCAUGAAUUUCCCAUUGUUGCGUGACACCUUCAUAUCUGGGGGCCAUAUGUUUCAGGGGAGUCGAUCAUCAAAAGAGUCUGUUAUUAAAAAUAACCUGAAGGAUUUGGGCGUAAAUGUGAUAUCAGAGGAAGGAAUUGAAGACGGAAGGGCUAUGGGCAUCUACCCCGCACCACCAGGCUUUAUAGAUUUCGAGUUGUCCAUAUGUCAAGGGGAAAUUGAAGGUUAUGAUAGUGAUGAGGGAAGCCACUUAUCUUCUGAACUACUAAAAAUGGUAGAAAUAGAAGAUAAACAAAUUCUGCCUCAUGAAGAGCCCAUUGAGAUCUUGAAUCUAGGAUCAGAGGAGGAUAAAAAAGAGAUAAAGAUUGGCACCAUCAUAUCUGCUGAGGGACGACAAAGUCUGAUUCAGCUGCUUCGAGAGUACAGAGAUGUGUUCGCUUGGUCGUAUGAGGACAUGCCAGGGUUAGAUACUGAAUUAGUGGUACAUAAAUUGCCAAUAAAGCCUGAAUGUAAACCGGUACAACAAAAGUUCAGAAGGAUGCGACCUGAAAUGAUACUUAAAAUUAAAGAAGAAGUAAAGAAACAAUUUGAUGCGGGGUUCCUGAAAGUAGCCAAGUAUCCGGAAUGGGUAGCAAAUGUCGUUCCAGUACCAAAGAAAGAUGGGAAAGUUCGCAUGUGCGUCGACUACAGAGAUCUUAAUCGGGCCAGUCCGAAAGAUAAUUUCCCUCUGCCACACAUAGACACCCUGGUGGACAAUACAGCUGGAAACUUUCUAUUUUCAUUUAUGGAUGGGUUUUCAGGUUACAAUCAAAUAAAGAUGCAUCCAGAUGAUAUGGAAAAAACUACGUUUGUCACCAUGUGGGGUACGUUCUGUUACAAGGUGAUGCCGUUCGGACUAAAGAAUGCAGGGGCAACCUAUCAAAGGGCCAUGGUAACACUAUUCCAUGACAUGAUGCACAAGGAAAUCGAGGUAUAUGUCGAUGAUAUGAUUGUUAAAGCUAAAACGGAGGAAGAACACAUCGAGAAUCUGAGGAAACUCUUCCAAAGAUUAAGGAGCUGCCAGUUAAAACUCAAUCCAAGCAAGUGUACCUUCGGGGUAACAUCGGGAAAACUCUUGGGGUUUGUAGUAAGCAAAAAAGGGAUUGAAGUAGAUCCUGACAAGGUCAAAGCUAUUCAGAAUUUACCACCCCCAAAAACACAAAAAGAAGUUCGAGGAUUUCUGGGAAGAUUAAACUACAUCGCCCGAUUUAUUUCGCAAUUAACUGAGAAGUGCGAUCCCAUUUUUCGCCUUCUCCGUAAAAAUAACCCAGGGGUAUGGAAUGAUGAUUGCCAGGGAGCUUUUGAAGCAAUAAAAGGAUAUUUGUCGAAUGCUCCAGUAUUAAUGCCACCAAUAUCCGGCAAACCAUUAAUCCUCUACUUAUCAAUCUUUGAGAAUUCAAUGGGGUGCGUAUUAGGGCAGCAUGAUCAAACUGAGAAAAGAGAAAGAGCAAUUUACUACCUCAGCAAAAAGUUUACUGAUUGCGAGACAAGGUACUCACCAAUAGAAAAGUUGUGUUGUGCUUUAGUUUGGACUACCCGAAGGCUCAGACAAUAUAUGUUGUAUCACUCUACUUGGCUCAUAUCUAAACUUGAUCCUCUAAAAUAUCUAAUGGAUGUACCUGCUUUAUCUGGAAGAUUGGCUCGUUGGCAAAUCUUAUUGUCAGAAUUUGAUAUCCAAUAUGUAAGCCAAAAAGCAGUUAAAGGAAGUGUUGUGGCCGAUUUCAUUGCAAGUAGGGUUUUUGAAGAGUAUGAACCACUGAACUUCGAUUUUCCAGACGAAGAUUUAAUGGUUAUUUCAACAGAGAAUGCAGUUUCCUUUAUUAAUGAACAGUGGAAGAUGAAUUUCGAUGGUGCCUCUAAUGCUUUAGGGCACGGGAUUGGGGCAAUUCUCGUCUCACCUUGUGGAAAACACUAUCCUUUCACCAGCCGAUUGAAUUUUGAUUGCACAAAUAAUAUGGCCGAAUAUGAAGCAUGUAUUCUGGGUCUGAAAGCUGCCAUUGAGCGUAAAGUGAAAAUACUCGAAGUAUAUGGAGAUUCAGCCCUGGUAAUUUAUCAACUCAGAGGUGAAUGGGAAACAAAAGAUACGAAGUUGGUAGAAUACCGAAAGUUGGUCUUAGAGCUCAUUAAAGAAUUCGAGAGGGUGACAUUUCAUUAUCUCCCCAGAGAAGAGAAUCAAAUGGCGGAUGCUCUGGCCACUUUGGCAGCAGCUUUCAAAGUCAAUGAAUAUUCAAGCAUGAUGCCUAUUACGAUAGAAGCUUACGGGUAUCCAGCCCAUUGCUAUAGCAUAGAAGAGGAAGAGGAUGGAAAUCCCUGGUAUUACGAUAUCCUGCAAUAUAUUAAAAAUCAAAGCUACCCUAAGCAUGCCAUUGAGAAUGACAAAAGAACUAUUCGAAGAAUGGCAGCAGGAUAUGUGCUUGAUGGUGAGGUCUUGUACAAGAAAAGUCAUGAUCAAGUCUUGUUACGGUGUGUAGAUGCCAAAGAAGCCAGAACAAUCAUUGAAGAUGUGCAUGAAUGAGUAUGUGGUACACAUGCUAAUGGACAUGUAAUGGCUAAACAAAUAAUGAGAUUUGGAUAUUAUUGGUCAACUCUGGAAACUGAUUGUAUCAAUUUCUCCAGAAAAUGUCACAAAUGCCAGAUUUAUGGAGAUAAGCUCCACACCCCUCCUCAUCCAUUACAUGUAAUGACUGCUCCGUGGCCAUUCUCUAUGUGGGGCAUGGAUGUCAUUGGGCAAAUUUCACCCAAAGCUUCUAAUGGCCAUCGUUUCAUAUUUGUGGCAAUAGACUAUUUCACUAAGUGGGUAGAAGCGACAUCCUAUGCAAAUGUCACUCAGUCAACAGUUUGCAAGUUCUUGAAGAGAGAAAUUAUUUGUCGGUAUGGGCUACCAGAAAGGAUUGUCACUGACAAUGCCUUGAAUUUAAAUAAUAAGAUGAUGGAGUCAGUAUGUAAACAAUUCCAAAUUAAACAUCAUAAUUCCACCACUUAUCGCCCAAAGAUGAAUGGAGCGGUAGAGGCAGCCAAUAAGAACAUCAAGAGGCUCAUACAGAAAAUGACUGAGACUUAUAGAGAUUGGCAUGAGAAGUUACCAUUCGCUCUGUUUGCCUAUCGAACUUCAGUGAGGACGUCUACUGGGGCAACUCCAUUUUCUUUAGUUUAUGGUAUGGAGGCUGUGUUACCCAUCGAGGUUGAGAUUCCGUCACUACGAGUGCUGUCAGAGGUUAAGUUAGAUGAAGCAGAAUGGGUGCAAGCUAGGUAUGAUCAAUUGAACCUGAUUGAGGAAAAAAGAUUAAAAGCUAUCUGUCAUGGGCAAAUGUACCAGAAACGUAUGAUAAGGGCACAUAAUAAAAAGGUUUAUCCACGAGAGUUUCAAGAAGGAUACUUGGUGCUAAGAAAGAUCUUGUCAAUUCAGAAAGACUUUCGAGGAAAAUGGAUGCCAAAUUGGGAAGGACCUUAUGUGGUAAAGAAGGCCUUUUCUGGAGGAGCUUUGAUCCUCACCGAGAUGGAUGGACCAGAGUUAUCUAACCCUGUGAAUGCUGAUGCAGUCAAGAAGUAUUUUGCCUGA